AUUUUAACGAUAAAUUAACACAAUUACAGUAUCGAGUAGGCAUUUCACUGCACUAUCCUCAGUGGACAUCCAUCAAGCUUGACUGGGCGGUUACAUUUAUAAUUCAUAAUCUCUCAGUGUAGGCGAUUGCUGCUGUACGUAUAUGGAGUUGUCUUUCAUAAAUUACUCUGUGAGAACCAAAUAAGCGACGAAGAAAAAGAAAGACGGGGAAAACACAGAACUUCUUCUUUUCCGGAGAAAAUAAUACUAGUUUUAAAAAAGGAUAAAAAAAAUUAUUUAGAAGAAAAAUUCUGUUUUGGAUACAUCUGACUGUUAAAACAAGCUUUUAAGUUUCUGCGGAUAAACAUUUCUAACUAAUUUACAGACUUUGCAUCAAAAGAUGCGAUUGUUAGGGCGGCAGGAAAUAAUAGUGUAUUUAUUGGGACUUUUGUGUGCAUGUGUAUAUGGAAUGAAAGUAGACUUUUCCAGAUUAAGACAAAUUCGACGUCCAUACAUAGAAAAGCGAAAUAAUCACUGUUCAGGUAACCCUUGCGAAGAAGAUAAACCAUUUCUUUGUCGAUCGUCACCAACAUGUAUAGCUUUAGAACAAGUGUGUGAUUCUAUUCCGCAAUGUCCUGAUGGGUUCGAUGAAAGUCCAGCUUUAUGUAAUGCUAAAAAAAGACCUUCAAUAGGAGAUCUGGAGGAUUUUCUAAUCAAAAACGAGCAUUGGAUAAUCCCUGCAUUAUUUAAUGGAGCCUCACCAGAAUUAGUAGCUCAUAGCCUAGUUGUGUCGUCAGAUUUGGAAGAGGUGAAACUUAUGGUUGGAAUGGACCCACAAUCAGAAGAAAAUCUUCAUGAAGCUUUUAUGGCGGUACUGACUGGAGACGAAAGGCCAUUGUUGAAAAUGGGAAUGCCUCAGGAAGAAUGGUUCGAUGUACAAUUCAUGCUGAACAGGCUGAUUGAAGGUGGUCUACAAGUGUGACGUAAUGAUGACGUCACAUUAAAUGCCAUAUAUUAUUCAAAAUGAUCUUCAGAAAAACAUAUUUUGUAACAAUAAAGUUUAAAAUGCAUCUAAAAUAUAUUUAUUUUGUUAAAAAACAAAAUAGUGUGAUAUUGGAUAAGAAAAAAUGAUAAAGGUUAAGGAAAUAAUCUUCACAUUCCGAGUGAAUUUAAUGAGUUAGUUUAAGCUGAAUUGUUGAAAUGUAAAAGUGUUAAUGAUAUCAACCAAACGGUCGAUUACACUCACGUUAAAAUUACUUUUUUCUAUAAAGUUGUUGUAAGAAUUAUUCUGUUGAAGUUCCUUUACUUCAUUCUCUUUACUAAAAUGAACUGAUUCUGUUAGUAUUUUUGAUACAAAUCAAGACAUUGGAAUUUUAAAGUGUUUGAUUUACAGAACAGACGAUCAAAUUGUUAGUGCUAAUUUUACAAUCUUUUUCAUUGUCAGCGAAAAUCAUUCUUGCUGAUUUUUGGCACACCAUUGUUAAAACAUUAUGACAUAUGCUUUGACAAUCUCAAAUAGGAUAAGUAAUACAAUUUAAAACCUUUUGUAGUUGUGGUAAUUUUUAUGGUUUUAUAUAUUCUAAAGAGUAACUGCCUUUGAAGUGAAAUGGAUAAAGACCAUAUAGGUAUAAAAAAUAAGUAUCUUAAUAGUUGGAUAUCAGAGUAGAUGAUUAAUGAAGUUUGUAAUUCAUUACAUAAAGUGCCGUUUUCUUCCACAAUUUGUUUGUGCGGUUUACAGAUAACUUUUAUUAUUGGUGACGUUUACACGAGUGCUAUGGACAGAUUGCCGUCAAAUAUCAAUUUGGACAUCCUCUAGAGUUUUCAACAAGAAAUGGAAUUGAAUAAGUGUAUCGAAUUCCAGUUGAAAUAUUCCAGGGGGACAUAAUUCUAAGCUGUUAAGAAUGCAAAUCAAGAUUAUGUAUUUAAACGCGUAGGUUCGUAAUUAAUUUAUGGCAACGAAAAUAUUACGUUUGCCAUCCAAUAAAAUUUGCUAUCAUACAUAAAUUUUGAGAGAAACAUUUCAAAAAGUUUUCCUUUCGAUUGAUUUUAAUGAUGAUUUAUCUAAUAUUUUAGAAGUUCUGCGGAUUUUUCACCCUUAUUGUUUUAGUUUUGUUCACGAUCACAUGUUAACUUAUCGUAAACUAGUAAUUGCUCAUUCGUAUACUAUCUACAUCAUUAGAACAACUCUUGCAAGUAGAUGUCAUUUUCAUCAACUAAAAUAAACAUGUGAAUACCUACAACAACAAGUGAAAACUUCUUUGCUCACUGUUUAUGGAAGAUUUUAAUUUCUGAUGUCUACAUCAAAUUUGGAAAUUGAUAAACGAUGCAAUUUUUAGUUACUUCAAAUCGAAUACUGAUAGUUCAACGAAUUAACUGUUUGAGAUCAGAGCGAUUAUCACAAAUAAUUACUUGAUUCGUUCGAACGAAAGACUAUAUGCUGUUAAAAUCAAGCGCGAAAGCUUAAUAGUAAAAAUGAAUGUGCAAUCGCUAUCAAUAUCAGUUUUUUCUCUUCAUUACCAUGACUAAAGGGUUACUACAUUUUCAAUCUAUCAUAAAGCGAUCUUUGUCUUUCUUUUUCUUUUUGUCUCAAUUAUAGGAUCAGUUUGGCAUCAGAACAAUAAUUGUAAAGAAACAGAUUAUUCAACUUAUUUGAUUUAAAUAUUUUGUAGAAAAUUAUGACACAAAAAAAAAUUCUUUAUACGGAAUUGGAUUGUGUUACCUUGAAAUUCUAUCUCUGUGACUCAAUAUAUUAACCGAAAAGAUUUGUAUCACUUAUAUAUAGAAAAGGUAUUAUGAACUACUCUACUUUUGAUCAUCCACAUCAUGCAUUAGCAAUUAAAUGUUACAGAAAGACUAUUUCUUAGUUGCUGAUUAUAUCAUUUAGAUACGUAACAAAGUGAAGGUUACAUAAAAUUUUUAUUUACCAAUAUUGGAUACAAUAAGAAAUGAAGCUUGUACUUGCUGUUUGCUAGAUAACUCUGUAUCUUUUGUUCGAAUACUAAUAAAGUUUAUUUUGUUUUCAUGAA
Molecule: messenger RNA, 3005 nt
Organism: Mytilus californianus (California mussel)
Lineage: Eukaryota; Metazoa; Mollusca; Bivalvia; Mytilida; Mytilidae
Product: neuropeptide prohormone-4-like
Exons: 5
Coding region: 380-961 (193 amino acids)
Molecular function (GO): protein binding
Source: RefSeq, a predicted model, not a curated record